Molecule: messenger RNA, 3140 nt
Organism: Saccostrea cuccullata (small rock oyster)
Lineage: Eukaryota; Metazoa; Mollusca; Bivalvia; Ostreida; Ostreidae
Product: DDB1- and CUL4-associated factor 7
Exons: 10
Coding region: 245-1291 (348 amino acids)
Cellular component (GO): nucleus
Molecular function (GO): protein binding
Source: RefSeq, a predicted model, not a curated record
AAUUGCAGGACGACCUAUCUCUACCCCUUGCGCCAUUUCUCUUUGAUUUGGUUGUUGUUGAACAUUUUUGUCAAUAAAUACAAGUACAGUACGUUAAUUUUGAGAAAAUAUAAGAAAGGGAAGAACUAGUGUUGAAAUGAGAGACUAACAAGCAGAAGUCACUCUCACGUCACGACGUGUUGGUGGGAUUUGAACUUGAAACCCUUUGCAAGAAACUGUGGAGGUCCGAUCAAAGACCGGCACCAUGUGUGCUCUCCCAGGUGCAGGUGGACAAGGGAAGCGUAAAGAAAUUUACAAGUACGAGGCCCCAUGGACGGUUUACAGUAUGAACUGGAGUAUCCGCCCAGACAAACGAUUCCGGCUGGCCCUCGGGAGCUUCGUAGAGGAAUACAACAAUAAGGUACAAAUAGUGUCCCUGGAUGAAGAAACUUCAGAGUUUACAUCAAAGAGCACAUUUGAUCACCCAUAUCCUACAACCAAAAUAAUGUGGAUCCCUGAUGCUAAAGGGGGAUACCCUGAUUUGCUGGCCACCAGUGGUGACUAUUUACGAGUCUGGAGAGUCAGUGACAAUGAAUCUCGACUGGAAUGUCUCCUCAAUAAUAACAAGAAUUCAGACUUUUGUGCUCCAUUGACUUCUUUUGACUGGAAUGAGGUGGAUCCUAAUCUUUUAGGGACGUCCAGCAUUGAUACAACAUGCACAAUAUGGGGUCUAGAGACAGGACAAGUUCUUGGUCGUGUGAAUGUUGUGUCGGGCCACGUAAAAACUCAGCUGAUUGCCCAUGACAAGGAAGUAUAUGAUAUCGCAUUCAGUAGGGCAGGAGGAGGGAGGGAUAUGUUUGCUAGUGUCGGUGCUGAUGGAUCUGUGCGUAUGUUUGACCUGCGACACCUGGAGCACUCCACCAUUAUAUACGAGGACGCCCAGCACCACCCUCUCCUCCGACUCUGCUGGAACAAACAGGACCCUAACUACCUCGCUACAAUGGCCAUGGAUGCCAUGGAGGUAAUUAUUUUGGAUGUGCGAGUCCCAUGUACCCCUGUAGCUCGCCUGAACAAUCACCGAGCCUGUGUGAAUGGGAUCGCCUGGGCUCCGCACUCCAGCUGCCACAUCUGUACAGCCGCUGACGACCACCAGGCCCUGAUCUGGGACAUCCAGUCAAUGCCCCGGGCUAUUGAGGAUCCUAUUCUGGCAUAUACAGCAGGAGGGGAGAUAAACCAGAUUCAGUGGUCGUCAACACAGCCUGACUGGAUCGCUAUCUGUUAUAAUAACUGUCUCGAAAUCUUACGAGUGUGAAUUAAGGACGGAUAGUGUGUGCUAUUUACAUACAUUUGACUUACAGUUGUUCAUGUAAGAAAUAUUUUAGAAUAGAAAAUCUUAGUGUGUACAGUUAAUUUUGAGGGAGCUAUAAAAACCAAGAAUUGUGUGUCAUUUUUUAAAACUGCAGCAUGUUAUUCCAUAGUAUUUAAAGUGCAUGUACCUACAACUGCAUACACAUAUGACUAGUGUUCAAAGUAAGAAUGUUCUGAAUACUAACUCGGUCUACAGUAUGUUAAACAUUUAUUUUUGUCUGGUAAAAGUCUUUGUUAAUUUGUGCCCUUUUACUUUUUAAAAAGUAGUCUCAUAUUCAUGAGAUUCAGCACUAAUGACCUGACAGAGCUCAGUGUCAUUCAAAGAAUUUUUUUAGUUUUAUUGAAAUUUAGUAAAAAUUUUAUGUGAAGUAUUGUACCGAAUAAAGUUAAAAUACAAAGAUUAACUCAGCUCAGACAAAAUUGAAUAAUUCAAAAAGUCCUACUAUUACAAGACAUCUUAUGGUGACAGUUCCCCAGAGUUUCCGAAUGCAUUUUUUUAUUUCUGAAAUCAUGAGUCCUUUCCCCUUUAUACUGCACUAGGAAUUUUAAAGAAAUAUCUAUGAGAGUAAUGGGAAAAAAAAAAUCAUUGGGUUAAUUCAUACCAAAAGUAUGUGCAUUAUUUGAGGUUGUGUUCAGAAGGCAACUAUUGUAUUACAUGUAGGUUAGAGAUUGUCCCACACAAGGAUUUUUUCCAUGUACAUGUACAUAAUAGGAUUUUGUUUUUGAAAUGAAUAUGUACUUAAUUAUGACUGCAUGAAAUGCAUUGCAUUGAAAAUGUAUUUUCAUAUACAUGUAUUUAUUUUGUCAAUGUUGAGCAUGUAUAUUUGAAUAUUUGUUCUCUGAGUCAGCAGUUAAUAUUGAUGAUUCAGUAGAUUAUUACAUUUUUGAGGGUAGCAGAAACUUAUCAAUUAAAAAUACAUAAAAUGGAAAUUAUUUAUUUGAAAUGUACAAACUUUGUUCAGAUACUUACAUAAUUUUGACAUGUGCAGAAAUGAUUCAUAUCUUAAAAUGUGAAUUUUAAAAUUUCGAAAAAGAAUAGAUAUUGUAUGCAUUAAAGAUAAUUACAAAUAUUUAAAUCUUUCUUAAAAAGAAUAUGUGAGAGCGACAGACACCCAAGUGAUUUUUGUUGUUGUAAAAAGUGAUUUCUUCAACCUCCAGAUUCCAUUUGAUUCAAAACAUUUUAUUUCAAAUUUUAAAUUUUCGAGUUAUUUAAAAAAAAUCACAAUUGAUUCUACAUUAGAGCAAGGUCAAAAUGUAGUGAACAAGGUGUCUUUUUGAAUGCCUCCAUCCUUUUAUACUAUAUUUAUUAUUUACAUAUUUUACUACUGUAAAUGUAUUAUAUUUGGCGUGUACCAUAUUCAUCGGAAAUUAAUUUUUCAACAAGUUAGAGUAGAUUUGAUUCAGCUCUAUUUGAAUGUGCUAGGUAUAAAUGCAAGAUAUACAAGGCAUUUAGCGAUGUACUUGAUUUAGUGGACUCUACUCUCCGCCAAAACUGCUAAAAAGAAUACACCGCUAAAUGUCAUACAUUUACAGUAUUUUGGUAAGCCCCAUGAAGAGAAUCUUUUACAAUGCUUUUUAUUUAUUUAUGCUUUAUAUCUAUCAAAUCUUGUCAUAUAAGAUUAUUUAAUGUUUCUUUUGUAUCCUCUAAAAAGCCCAUUUUUUGCCAUUUUUGGUUCAUAUGUUUAGAUUUCACCAGACACUGAUAAUUUAUGUACAUAUACAUGUAAAUCAACUUUAAUUUUAUUUGUUUAAACUUGUCUUCAAUUAAAAAUAAAAUGGAGUAAGAGAUCAAA